AAUGUACUCUUAUGCUCCUUUAGGUGUUUCAUAUGCUUCUCCAUUAGCAACAUCAAUAGCCAGACCAGUUCCAGGUAAUACUUAAUUAGACUAAUUAUUAGUUGGAUAUGGAGCCCCAGUCUCAUAUGUUUAACCAGUAUAAUAUGCAGCUCCUGUUUCUUAUGCUUCUCCAGCCUACUCUCCUAUUAGAGGUGAAUCAAGAGUUGAAUAUGUUCCAUAUCAAAAGCCAGUAGUAGAAAUGGAAGAGGAAGUCAGAACUUUUUAAGUAAAUAAUAAAUUAACACGUAGGUGCCAAGAUAAAAAUGGGUGACUGAUUAUUAUCCAGUGGAAUAUUAAAAGGAAUAUAUUCCUUAAGUUUCAUAUGAAAAAUAAAUCGAUUAUGUGCCAGUUGAAAAGAAUGUACCAAGAGUUGAUUAUUUAGAAUAUGAAAGAGAAGUUCAAUUUUUAUUAAUUCUUUAUAGGUUAGAAGAGCUCCUCCUGCUUAAGUUUCAUAUGCAUCACCACUUUCUUACAGUUAUGCUGCACCUGUAGUACCAGUAGCUCCAUUAAGAACUAGCUAUGUUGCUCCAACAAGCUAUGUUGCUCCAACAUAUGGAUAUGCCCCAAAUUAUAGCUAUGUUGCACCAACAUUUGGUUAUGGAUCAGUUUAUAGAUAUUGA
Messenger RNA from Paramecium pentaurelia, 659 nucleotides. The record is from the annotation of a GenBank genome assembly. NCBI's taxonomy places the organism in Eukaryota, Ciliophora, Oligohymenophorea, Peniculida, Parameciidae.